UAAACAGCUAGAUAUUAUCAUCCCCCCUCACGGAUCCGCAGUCGAACAACCAAGGUAAACGGAACGAGAAUAUUUGAGACAUAAGAGAGAAAUUCAUACCGAACGAUGGGUCUUUCAUAUAAUACGUACUUAACCAGCGAUAAGAUCUACGGCUGCAAAAACUGCAAGACGCAUUUAAGCACGCACGAGGAGAUUAUUUCACGAGUAAGUUAUUCUCUUCUUCUCUGGGACUUCAACACCUCAUCUUCCUAGUCCUUUCAUUGUCCCCUUCCUUUUCUCUCUCCUCCUCUCUCACAUAUAUCACUAAUACUAAUAUCUCUCUCUUCCCCUCGACAGAAUUUCCGCGGCCAACAUGGCAAAGCCUAUCUCUUCGGUACCGUGGUCAAUAUCGUCCCCGGCGAACCCUCCGAACGCAAUAUGACGACGGGCCGCCAUAUCGUGCGAGAUAUCACUUGUAAACGGUGUAAUGAGACGGUGGGCUGGAAAUACGAUAAGGCGUAUGAGGCGAGCGAGAAGUAUAAGGAGGGGAAGUUUAUUUUGGAGGCGGAGCUGUUGUGUAAUGUUAGUUAGGGGUUGUUGGGGUGAGGAGCUGUAUGGUGGAGUUCUUUUGCAGGGGCACCUGAGAGAGCGAGAGAUGG
Messenger RNA from Sclerotinia trifoliorum, 638 nucleotides. The record is from the annotation of a GenBank genome assembly. Lineage: Eukaryota; Fungi; Ascomycota; Leotiomycetes; Helotiales; Sclerotiniaceae.